Messenger RNA from Penicillium psychrosexuale, 1980 nucleotides. RefSeq lists its product as uncharacterized. Gene Ontology annotation, molecular function: DNA-binding transcription factor activity, RNA polymerase II-specific; zinc ion binding; DNA binding. Gene Ontology annotation, biological process: DNA-templated transcription; regulation of DNA-templated transcription. The record is from RefSeq and is a predicted model, not a curated record. The coding region runs from base 1 to 1980 and encodes 659 amino acids. NCBI's taxonomy places the organism in Eukaryota, Fungi, Ascomycota, Eurotiomycetes, Eurotiales, Aspergillaceae. The transcript has 5 exons.
AUGGAAACUGGUCGUAAGCGUGCUUCUUUGGCAUGCAACUAUUGUCGCAGGCGGAAACGCCGCUGCAAUGGUGCGGUACCCUCUUGCAGCCUCUGUGAGGAUUCAGGUAUUGAUUGUGUUUAUAAUGAAGCUGAUACUGCGAGGCCUCGAGGGGAAACUUCCUCCUUGGAGUUCUUUCGCCGUCUUGAUGCAAUUGAGAACUUCUUAUGGAGUAAUCCGAGACUCCCCCAAACACCCCAGACUGGUGAAACAAGAAGUGGUGAUUUCACACUCCCGUCGUCAUCUGAGCAUGAAAGAGCGGACUUUUCUCAUCCCUCUACCAUGUUGAUUUCGUCCCCGGCAAGACCAAACCCGGCGGAUAUCUCCCAGCUUAUCAGUACGAAUUCGUCUACUUUCAUACCACCUGAACAUGAUAUACCACCCAUGAGUAUUCCCAUCGGUCACACAACAACAACCGAAUAUAUGCUGCAUAUGACUAGAGUAAAGGCGCUCUUCGGAGAGUUUCCCCCAGACUUGUUUAUACGCGCAGAAUCAAAAAGGCAUAUGCCACACCAGCUAUCUUUUGUUCCAGGUACAAUUACAGCGAGUCAGUUGCCAAUCCUCGAUGAAGCGAGCACCUAUCCACUGGUGGAGGCGUAUUUCAAACACGUCCACGUUGAGAUGCCAAUCCUUGACAAAGACCAAUUUUUGGGGCUUUACGAUCACCAUAUUAGGGCCGGUCUGAGUGUUGACUGUGACUCUGCACUAUGCCUUGCAGUUCUUGCAUUAGGCUCUGCAGCUCUCGAGCAGGUUGACCCGAUAAAGUCCAAGUCUCCAUACUGGGUGCCCGGGGCAGAUUUCAUCUCACCUGCGUUGCAGAUAUUGAUGAACGAAUAUUUACUGUCAUUUUGUCCCACGAUCACUCUUCCCCAGAGUUUGAUACUCAUUUCGAAAUAUUUUGGGUUUCUUUUACGCCCUCUGCAAUCAUGGAAACUGGUCCACAUGGCUUCCACCAGUAUCCAGUAUUUAAAUAGCCGGUUCGUUAAUGCUCUUUGUCCUUCCCUAUUGAUCAAGCAUCUGUUUGGGAUAGAAGCCAAGCUUCGGCAGAUAAUCAUGACCUCAAAUCCAGCAUUAUUCUGCUAUCAUGGGCAGCGUUCGACACCGAGUGGUUGGUUUCUUGGUCCCAUCUGGGUAAAUCACGUUGAUGCUGAUAUUGAUAACAGUGAUCUGAUAGCUGAACACCAUUUACCACGAAGUGGUAUCGAACAUGUAAUUGAUCUGACACCUUUCCCAACCUUUGCAAAUAACGACGCCAAAGAAACACACGUCUUCCUCGCCGAACUAUCCAUCCGUCGCCUACUAAAUAGAGUACACCACACUAUGUACGGAAGUGACUGGACAAGGCGCAGCCUCGGUCUACAGCCAGUCUCAAGCGACAGUCCCUCGUAUGACUUCCAAUCGCUCUCUGCGAUCCUGAAUGUCUCCCAAGAGCUUGCCCGACAGCUCGACAAUUGGUUUGACUUAUUACCGCGGACAAUUAAACCAGAUAUGAACGAUCCGUCUCGAUGUACUGGCCUUCAACUCAAUAUGCUCCAUCGCUUUCACUCCGCCAAGGAUAUCAUAACUAGACCAUUUCUUCUUUGUGCAAUUGACUCCUCGCCUGAGAAUGAUGUUCCACCUAUGGUACUCAAACAGUGCGAGUCUAGCAUAGCCAAUUGUCGAACGUAUCUGGAUGCCUCAACGCGGAGACUGAUGGGCCCGUCAUUUUGCGCGGAGAUCAUUAUUCAUACGAUGUUCUCUUCUAUUCUUCUCCUGACCCUAGGCUCUGUUUGUCCAGCUUUGGCCCACUUGGUACCGGAUAUUGAUACUUUGCAGAAGAACACGAUAGAGACCAUCGAGCGAUUUGCCGUGGACGGUUCUUUGAUGCAGGAGAUUCAUGGGAUCAUUGUGUUAUUACACAGUAAAACACGAGUUCUCAGGCGGGCUAUGCAGCCGCUUUAA